AUGAAUCAAUUCAAUGAAGGACAUUCACUGAAGAGAACAAUAUCUGCAAAUCUUAGUCUAUUUAGGUAUUCGACUCCUAUUUUGCAUGAGAAUGUGGUCUGUUGCCGAGAAUCCACUGCGAACCCUGCCCGUUUCCUAGAUAGGUUAGAAUCCAGACUGUCAGAGAUGCGAGCUGUUAUGACGUUAGUGAACAGAGUUUGCAUACCAAUAGGGAACCAAAGGUGCAGCCAACCCAAAGAGUGUGCUCCAUCUGAAAUUCAGAUUAUUCAAGAAGUUGUUCAUCGUCCUACAUCUCGUAAAGGCCUUUGUCCUUGGCGCUACCAAGAAGCAUCUGCGUCGUCAUCAAUACUGCAGUCCUCAGCUGGGAACCGUAGGUGCAGCCAACGCAAAGAAUGUGCUACAUCUGAAAUUCAGAUUAUUCAAGAAGUUGCUUGUCAUCCCACUUCUCGCAAAGGCCCUUGCCCCUGGCGAUACCAAGAUGCAUCUGCAUCCUUAAUACUGCGGUCCUCAGCUGCUACCUGUAAUUCGUCCUCUGUACCUUCAUCAAGAGCAAGGCAUCAGACGACCUACAAAACAACUGGUGAGCACAGCCAUCCUGAAGAACAUGUCGGGCCUUUCCGUUUCACAGAUCCCAUUCCGACAGUUGAAAACAAAGCGGCCUUACAAAGAACAAACCUGGCACCAUUACAGAGAGAUUCAGAGUCAGAUGCAUCAGAAACUGAAGAGACAACUUGUGAAAUGGUAUCACAGUCUACUCAGACCAAUACCCUAGCACCAAAGAAGACCCAGGAUUUAUCUGCACCUCCCAGCCAAACAAAAACUAAGGCAACCAAAGUCAUGAAUCUGUCAGCAACUGAAACAAGGGCAAUAAACUUUGAGCAAGAUGAGACUACUACUCAGAGAAAAGAAACUAAUGACACAGUUGAAAGUGAGAUAUCUAUAAUACAUACCACGCCAGGAGAAACCACCUCAGGAGAAGGCACAGGCCCUACCUUGCACAGUUAUAAUUUGUUACCUAAGCCUUCAUUGAUGGCUAGAAACAGCUUAGGUGAAACUUAUAGUAACAAUGAGUUAACUUCAGAGAUAAACAACAGUGUUCAGAAAACUGUCAUAGAUGAUAGAAAUCUCAUAGAAGUAGGUGAAGCAGGCAGCCUCAUGUAUAGCAACAGUUGUGAGAGUGAGAGUUUUAAAAAACAAAAGCCUUCAGGAGGAAGACCAAUGCAGAGGACUUAUUCAGGACCUGUAAGGCGACAGGUGGUGAAGACCAAAGAAGGUGGUAAAAGAACCUACAUGAUAUUAAACAGAGCUUCUCUAAAGACACUACAAAAGAAGGGAGUCAUCCAGCAAGUGAAGAAAAAUACUGGGAAUGGAAGGCCCUCAAAUAGUUGGAGUAGUACAACAUACUCAAAGACGUUCUUGCCACCCACUCAGCUGCAGCAAAAUCAAGAGAAGAAAAAUGAUGAAUCAUCCUCAGGAGUUGUAGAUUCUGCUUGUACAUUUUCAUUUCAAGAACUAGUAAAUAGUAACUCUACUGGCACAAUUGAACAGUUCAGUUCAGUAGAUUCUUCUAUAGAGCAUGUACUAUCACUAAAUUUUUCACCAUUAUAUAUACCACCUCUAGAUGAUCCACCUCUUGAUGAACCACCGAUAGUUAAACCACUACUAGAUGAACCACCAAUAGUUAAACCACUACUAGAUGAACCACCAAUAAUUAAACCACUACUAGAUGAACCACCAGUAGGUAAACCACUACUAAAUGAACCACCGAUAGUUAAACCACUACUAAAUGAACUGCCACUAGAUGAACCACCAAUAGUUAAAUCACUACUAAAUGAACCACCAAUAGUUAAACCACUACUAAAUGAACCACCAAUAGUUAAACCACUACUAAAUGAACCACCACUAGGUGUGCAGAUUCCACCCAAUCCUGUAACAUCUCAAAGUUCAGAAACUCCUUACAGCUCUCACACAGCCUCAGUAGCCCUGGGCACACCACCUUCUGAAGGGAACCAGAUCCCAGUUGUUGUUACAUGGUCAGGUGCAAGUGUCACAGAUGUACAGUCAUUUUCCUUUACCAUCAAGUUGUCAGACGAGAUGGAUAAAUGUGCUAUUCUGCAAAACACUGCUGCCAAAGGAUCUGUGUCAAAAGAAAUAGUUCUCAAAGGUCCACGUCUCUUAACAGAUCCAGCAGAAGGAUCAUGUAACAUGAACCAGCAGAUUUCAAGCACUACUGCAGAUCAGCCUGAUCCCCUGAGUUAUAUUAGGGAGGGUUCAUGUGUUGAUGCAGGUCCAUCAUGCAGCACCACAUCAAAACUGAAGUCCAGGUGGAAUCUCAGUCAGACCUCAGAACUUUGUUUUCCCUCGGAUGAUGAAGAGUUAUCCUGUGAUUCACCUCCACCUAUAGAUUCUUCAGAUCCUCAGGAAGUCUCAGAAGGUCCCAGUCAAAGCAGGAUGGAAACAGUAGAACACCUAGAUAGAAUUCUGGAAAAUGAUUAUCCAAGUAAUAAAGAGAAAAUGUGCAGAUACAACAAGGGACGAAGUGAGAGCACCUUGGAUGCAGCAAAGGGUGUCCAGUGGGUUGCACUUCCAACAGAGUCUGUUACUAAGACAUAUAAUCAGUCACAGUCUCCUAAAAGAACACCAGAUUGUGAGAGUAGUACUCAAGAUUUGGAAGAUUUUUAUGAAACCGCAAAACAAAAUCUAAAAGAUAGGUACAAACAGUUAUUAAAUAAGCAUCGACAGCGAUACUGCCAACUCCUCAGGAAAUACAAAUCCCUAGAGAAGAAGUGCCACCUUUCCCAUUAUAUUGGUACUAGAGAGCAAAUUGUAAGAGAUGCAAAGAAGUACUUAGCAGAAGAACAUAUCCUUUUUUUAGAAAGCCAGAUGUUUUUAAGAAAUAGAACUGGAACGGGAAACAGAUUUUCAAAGAAGUUCAUAAGGUUUAUGAUGAGUCUUUAUGAACGAAGUUCUGCUGGUUAUAAGUUUUUGAGAACAAUAUUCACCAUCCCUUCCAUCAAAACCAUUCAUAAAUGGCAGAGUCGACCUUAUGACAUUUUAGAAGAGAGUCAGAAAGAUCCUCUAGAAUUAAUUGUAGAUACUCGUGAGGUUGAGAUUAUGAGUGGUGGUAUUUCUGGGGACAUGGAAUAUAGGCAAGAAAAUCUAGCAGUUUCUUACAGCAUGGAAGCCAUCCAGAGGGAGUUCUUUCCCUCAGCCAUGCACUUUAAAGAUGAUGAAGAGUUUGAGGAAGGGGAGUCAUCAUGUGAAAUCUCAGAUGGCAGUUUGGAUUCAGAAGUGUUAGAUGAUGUUGACUAUAAUGUAGGUGAUCACGAGGAGGAGGAGGAAAUGGAGGAAGAAGAAUUGGAAGAAAAUGCAGAGUUGAGUUAUGGAAAUUACACAUACCAGUGAUAACAGUAAAGGAGUUAAAGAUAUAGUAACUUUAAGAUAAGAACUAGUCAUUUUUGUUGAUAAAAUUAAGUUGUUUUUCAUUUGUUGUUUUCAGUAAUAUAGAUGUUUAUCUAUUAAUAUUCCCGAUGAAAAUUAAUUUGGGACAAAAAAGUGAUAUUUUUGUGUGCAUACAUAUACUUUUGUAUCUGCAAAUUACAAAACUUAAAUUGA
This is a messenger RNA of Penaeus monodon (black tiger shrimp), 3615 nucleotides long. RefSeq lists its product as uncharacterized. The record is from RefSeq and is a predicted model, not a curated record. The transcript has 10 exons. The coding region runs from base 1 to 3405 and encodes 1134 amino acids. Lineage: Eukaryota; Metazoa; Arthropoda; Malacostraca; Decapoda; Penaeidae.